AUGUAUUUUGCUAUUUCAUUAUAUUGGCUUGAAUUGCCAAUAAUUCGAUUUACAUUUCUAGCUUUACUUUUCCAGCCACUUUUAGUACUUUCUAAGGGUGGAGGUGGAGCUAGAAGUGGUAGUGGAAAAAGUAGCCCUGGAAGCAGUUUCAGUGGAAGUUCCAGUCCUAAUCGUGGCUCUUCUAACACAUGGGUUUUUUGGUAUAAUGGUGGAACAUGCGGAAGCUAUUGCAUAUUAACUUUUUCAAUAGUUGCAUUUAUAAUAUUGGCAAUAAUUUUAUUUGUAAUCUGGAGAUGCGUUAUAAAAAGAAAAUACUAUAAAAAUAAUGUGAAAUCGUACGAAUCCAUUGAUCUUGAAAGUACUAUGCCCGCAAGUAAUAAUAUUCGAUCUCGAACUGAGAUGCAAUAUCCUCCGUUGCCUGGAACUGCUCCCAUUAUAAUCGCACCUCCACCGGCUUACACAAGCAUAUCGCCUGCUUCGGAAAAGUCUCAUUCACAUGGAUUAAGGCAUGAAGCCUCUCACAAAGCAUACAAAGCUGCAAACCAAUUUACACGUGAAAAUCCACCUCACGAAAUAUUACCACCACAAGAACAUGUAGAAUAUAUAUUGUCAUCCGGUCUAAAGGCCUGGGAAAUGAUAAUACCUAAGGAACGUGCAAUUCCAUCUAAUAUUGUAAACGUGUCAAAUAAAGGACGCGUUGUAACGUUUCAUGGAAAAAAUGACGUCAUGGUGCAAGCAAAUUAUCCACAUUUUCGCCCACAGUAUGAUGAUAAUAGUUCUGCCCAACCAAGUCCUACCUCAAUAAAUUCUACGGCUGAAUUAAUGAUUAGUAGUCGGUUGGAAAAAAAUUAUCAUAAAAGUUCCUUAUUAAACGAUGGGUAUCGAUUAAAUUUGGAUAAUACUGCUGAACCUUGGUUUUAUUACUUUGAAGUAACUAUACUAUCACAUCCUAACGUAAAAGAUACUACAAUUGCUGUUGGGCUUACAACAAAACCAUAUCCAAAUUUCAGAUUACCUGGUUGGAAUGAUCAUUCAGUAGGUUAUCAUUCUGAUGAUGGAAACAAAUUUCACAAUGACGGCUUUGGAGGUCGAAGUUAUGCUGAAACAUGGGGUGAAAUUGGAGAUACUAUAGGUUGUGGCUAUUAUCCUGACACUGGAAUUGUUUUCUUUACCAAAAAUGGCAAAUAUCAAAGCAUUGCAUUUAGUGGACUGAAACAUAUCUGGUUCCCAACCGUUGGGGCAGAUGGUGAAUGUAAAGUUGAGGUCAAUUUCGGUGAUGGUGAACGUGAAUUCCGAUAUAAAGAAGCUAGAGGGGCAAGUGUUGCCGGUCCCAUUUCGAUGAAAUCGAAUGAUGAGUUAAGUGAAAAGACUAUCGUUGUAAGUUAA
Messenger RNA from Dentiscutata erythropus, 1386 nucleotides. NCBI's taxonomy places the organism in Eukaryota, Fungi, Glomeromycota, Glomeromycetes, Diversisporales, Gigasporaceae. The record is from the annotation of a GenBank genome assembly.